AAUCGAAUAAACAUUGAAUACAAAACCAUGGUCAAUGUAAAUCAUAUGAAGACAAGUGAUUUGCACUGCCUAUAGUAUAGAGGGCAAACAAAUUAAUGACAUGUUCAUAUCGGAUACCUUGUCUGGUUUGUCGCCCCCUCAUUAUAAUAACAUCCAUACGAUGAGGCUGAUGAGCAACUAUAGAUAGCUCGAUGUAUACUCGACACUGACCGUAUAUUAUACGUUGCUCGAUCACUCAUCAGUUUCUGCGGGUACAUAAUCACAUGCAUACCGUGCUCGUAUUUGCUAGUGCUCCAGAAUAAACUUAACUAAGCCACUAACCAUGCCAGUCAACUUCUCCGGUACGUGGAACAUUGCUAGCCAUGAAGACUUCACUGCCCUCCUUGACAAACUUCAAGUACCAGAAGACAAACGACCACCGAGCAAGAUCACCAAUCUUCAAGUGGUGAUCGAGCAAGAUGGCGACCACCUCAAGAUCGUCAGUAAAACCUCGUUGGGUGACAGAGUCAAUGACUUCACGGUCGGGGAACCCUGUAAGUUUGUCAUGUUCGGCAACAUGCCCGAGGUUGACGUCACAUCCGCCUGGGAGGGCGAUCGUCUGGUGAUCACCGAUGCCCGCGGCGCCAAGCUCAUUCGCGAGAUCGUCGGCGACCAAACCGUGUGUACGUUCUGCGUGGGCGACCUCGCCGUCAAGCUCUUCUACAACAAAGCCUAGAUCAUCGUGAAGGUCUUCUAUACAAGUCCCAGAUACAACAUGACAUCAUCGUGAAGAUCUUCUAUACAAGUCCCAGAUUCAACAUGACAUCAUCGCCGUUAGGCUCUACUACAACAAGGCCUAGCUAAAAUACGUCGUCGUUAAUUUCUUUACGAGGCCUACAUAAAUUUCAACUCACUUUGGGUACUCUGACAUGGAAAAAUGAAAAAACAAUUACUCUAAUCUUCUACUUAUCUAUGUGAUACACCGAGUAUGUUCACAUUGAGAACAACAUAACAUUACUUGUGUAUGUUAACUAAGUUGCUAAUUAAAAACCUGCCAUUAAAAAUUGGAGGCAUAUUCAAUGCCACUUUUGGGGUUUGCUUAAAAUGGUAUCACACUACAGACUGUAGGCCUAUUAAUCCCAAAACGACGGUAUUACAUUCCAUUGUAUUUGGGGGCAUUUUGUGCAUUCCAGACUCAUCUUUUGAUUUCACCGACUUGUAUUUCAUUGUUGAUUUUUCAAAAAAACUGCCUCUUUUGAUAUAUUGUUGAAUUGAAUAGA
Strongylocentrotus purpuratus (purple sea urchin) is the source of this 1259-nucleotide messenger RNA. Its product is annotated as fatty acid-binding protein 2, liver-like. The record is from RefSeq and is a predicted model, not a curated record. Gene Ontology annotation, molecular function: fatty acid binding. The coding region runs from base 323 to 715 and encodes 130 amino acids. Lineage: Eukaryota; Metazoa; Echinodermata; Echinoidea; Camarodonta; Strongylocentrotidae. Gene Ontology annotation, biological process: fatty acid transport. The transcript is spliced from 3 exons. Gene Ontology annotation, cellular component: nucleus; cytosol.